Messenger RNA from Symbiodinium necroappetens, 3312 nucleotides. Lineage: Eukaryota; Dinophyceae; Suessiales; Symbiodiniaceae. The record is from the annotation of a GenBank genome assembly.
AUGACUACAUAUAAUAUUCCUCGCGACAGUGCAGGAAGCAGAAGAAAGGGGCCGGAAACCCGCAGUUUGGCGCCACAAAGGCUGGCGCCAGAUGCCCGCGGCUCUCCAGCCAAACAUGGCCAGGCCCGUUAUGGCGGCUAUGACGGCAAAGCUGCAGAUGCCGACGAAGGCAAGUCACCCGUUCAGGGAGCCACACUUCCGGAGCCAUGGACCAGGCGUCUGGCCAACACGAUGAUCCUGCACACCGUGCAGAAUUCGAUGAUCCUUGCAACUUACCUCCUGGAGCUUCUCACAAGUGGCUACGGCGCCAGGAGCGCUUUGCACAUCGCUUGCUGGGAGGGAUCCCUGUCGGCGGUGCAGGUCGUGGCCAACGGCUCAAAGAAAGCCGUUCAAGACUGGCACCAGCGCAAGGGAGAUUUGACUCCGCUGCACAUUGCUGCGAUUUGCAGCCAUGCGGAGGUUGCCGAGCUUUUGCUGGGCUACGACAUCGAUCCGGACAUCAAUACCGUGCAUCAGCUACGGUCGCUUCACAUCUCUGCCACCUCCAGCACUGAUCUUUGUGAAGUGCUGAUGUCCAGCAGAGCAGACAUCGCCGCGCGCACAGCAGAUCAGGAUACCCCGCUCCACUUUGCCAAUUGCUUCCAGCAGCUGGACACCAUCGAGCUGCUCUUGAAAGCAGGCGCAGAUGCCUCGGCCGCAAACAACUUCGGCGUGGUUCCGCUGCAUGUAGCUGUGGCUUAUGCCGGCCUUGAGCGACUCGAGUUGCGAGAGGCGAAGGCAACGCUGUUGCUUUGCGCCUAUGGCGCCAAACUGGAUGCCAGGGACCAUCAUGGCCACACGCCUGCCGCGGUGGCACGGAUGGCAGGCGCUCACAGUUCCUUGAUCGACUUCCUGGAGUCUGCAAGCGAGGACCAUCAGGCGACUGCACAGGAUUUGCUGAAUGCUGUGGACGAGGAGGCGGAAGACUUCGCUUCCAGCUCCCUAGCGCUGAAGGCCAUGCAGAGCGAGAAAACCGCAGGAAGUGAGGGAUGGGCGCCACCGUCCCCCAGCGUGGCAAGGGCGAGAGCGAACUCGUAUGCUGGACAAGAUAUGCAGCUGACCGAGGAGAACUCGCGCUUAUCACAGGAGACCAAGCGGCUUCAGAAGGAGCUUGAUGAGGCUCGGGCGAACAUCCGGCACCUUCAAGGACUGCUCGACCAGAGCAGGUCAACCAUGGAGCGACUGAAAAGCACCCGUCUCAGCGUCUCGGAGGCUCCCGGGGCAGAGGCGUUCCAGGCCGUCCGGGACGACAUGGAGAAGGAGAUGGGCGAGCUCCGGCAGCGACAAGAAGAUCUGGGCAGAGAUCGGGAUAGCUGGCUGCAGGAGCGAGAGUCCUUGCUCCGGCAACUGGAGGAGGCGGCCGAGAAGCAGGAACGAGCCGAGGCCACCGUGAAGCGCAUCACGGCAGAGCGCAACGAAGCCUUUGAGCGAACUGCGGUCAAGGACGUCUCAAGGCCGUCUUCGGCGGUCACCCGACAGGCUGCCGAACAAGCGGCCGCGCAAGACGCUGCGCUCUUUGCCAAAGAAGAAGCCCUGAGUCAGAAGGAUGCAGAGCUGCAAGCAAAGGCGCAAGCUGAGCAAGAGGCCCUGGAGGCCCUGCAAGCCAAAGAUGCUGAGCUUGAGCGCCUCACCGCUGAAUUGCAAGCGAUGAAGUCUCAAGCGGACCGCUCCGGCAAAGAUCUGGAGGAGAGAUCCGCCGAGCUGUCCCAAAAAGAGGCCGACGUGCUGAGCCGCAAGGCUGAGGUGCAGCGCCUGAACGGCGAGCUCGAGCGGCAGGCGGGUGAGAAGGAAGAGAUGUGGAAGAACCUCACUGAGCUGCGAGCGCAGCAUAAGGAGCUCAGGGAGCAGCAGAGCAAGACCAGCCAAGAGCUCGGAGCCGUGCAGAUGCAGCUGCAGGAGAGAGAGGUGGAGCUGGAAGGUCAGUUGAAGGAGAAGGAGCUGACCAUCCAAAAGCUCGAGGAAGAUGCACAGCAGUUGACCGGCCAGGUGGCGGAGCUCAGCGGCGUGCGGGAACGGGCAGAGCAGGCAGAGAAGAUGCUGGAGCCUUGGAAGAAGCGGACCGAAGAAGUUCAUGAAGCCUUCCAGAAGGAGCAGGCGCUUCGAAAGCGGUACCACAAUCAGAUGCAGGACAUGAAAGGUGCCAUUCGUGUCUUCGCAAGAAUACGUCCCAAAGUUUCCCGAGAAGCUGAUCAAGAGAUCUCCGUCUGGAGACGGGAUGCCUUUUCACUGGAAUGUGCCGCGAAAGACAAGAAGUCGACCGCGAAGGACUACAACUUCGACGCUGUCUUUGAUGAGCACAACAGUCAAGAGGACGUCUUCGCUGACUGCCGUGGAUUGAUCGGCUCGGCCGUCGACGGCUUCAACGUCACCGUACGGGAACGAGGUCCGCGAAGCUCGUGUUCAAGCUUCAAGUUCGAAGUGAUCACACUAUUCCUCACAGGCCAUGCCUGGCUUGGUUCCACGGGCCGCAGAGGACGUUAUGCCCACGAGUGCGAGUCGAAAGUCCUCUGUUCGAUGUUUGAGCUCUACCGUGACGACUUAGUUGACCUCCUCUUCACGAAAGCCAAGGGCAAAGCCCCUCCGGUCCUGGACAUAAAGAAGGAUCCGAGGGGGACCGUGAAGGUGGAGAAUGCGGUCGAAAUCGAGGUGACCAAUCCCGACGAGCUGCAAAAGACAAUCAGCACGGGCAUGGACCGGCGGCAUGUCGCGGCUACGAAGAUGAAUGCAGACUCCUCCCGGUCGCAUUUGAUCUUCAUCGUCACCAUUGAGUCUGUGAACAAGAAGUCGAAGCAGGUCUCUACCGGCAAGCUGACUCUUUGCGAUCUGGCAGGCUCCGAGCGGCUGAAGAAGAGCGAAGUGACAGGCGAGCAGAUGAAGGAGGCUCAGUCCAUCAACAAGUCGUUGACGGCACUUGGCGAUGUCAUCGAGGCGCUGACGAAGCAAGCCAAGCACGUGCCCUACCGAAACCAUCGGCUCACGCAGCUGCUCAGCGAUUCACUGGGUGGCAACGCCAAGACACUGAUGUUCGUCAACUGCUCGCCGGCCUCCGGAAACCUCGAUGAGACUGGUGCAGCGUUGGCCUAUGCCGUGAGGGCCAAAAACAUCGUCAACAAGGUGGAGAAAAAUUCUGACAGCCAGGAAGUGGCACGUCUGAAGAAGGUGGUGCAAUUGCUGAGCUCUGAACUCGAGGAGGCGAGGAAGAAAGCCGGAGAUGCCCCACUGCCCAAACUGGGGGACGGCAAUGCAGAGGAGGAGAGUCCUCAGGCUGGUUGA